AUGACAAAUAUAGCUCUUAUUCAAGUAUUAAUUAAAGGGUUUAUUCAAGAAGCUAAUCAACAAUCUAUUCAAGAGGAUAUUCAAGAAGCCAUUCAAGUUGCUAUCCAAGAACCUGUUCAAAAGGCUAUUCAAAAACCUGUUAAAAAGAAUAGAGACUAUAUUAUCCAAAAAGCAGACAAAAGGAACAUAGGAAACAUGACUACAAAAAGAUGGAAAGAACUUGGUUUAAAUAAUAAUUGUUUAAAAACAAAUAACUUGGAUGACUGUAUAACUCUUUGUUAUGACCUUGAACAAUACAAUCCAAAAGAAUUUAGAGAGCAAGAAAAGUUAGAAAUAGCAGUUAAAAAAAGAGCUAUAGCUGUACAUUAUGCAAAAGUUUCUAAAUCUUAUUCAGAUAAUAGAAGUGAUAUAUAA
Messenger RNA from Cetraspora pellucida, 414 nucleotides. The record is from the annotation of a GenBank genome assembly. Lineage: Eukaryota; Fungi; Glomeromycota; Glomeromycetes; Diversisporales; Gigasporaceae.